Molecule: messenger RNA, 1176 nt
Organism: Linum tenue
Lineage: Eukaryota; Viridiplantae; Streptophyta; Magnoliopsida; Malpighiales; Linaceae
Source: the annotation of a GenBank genome assembly
AAAAGAAAGAAAAAUGGCCCUUCUUUAGCAAUCCCCUGCUUCCUGAAUGCCAGGCUUUCUGCAAACUCCUCUGCGGCGCCUUUUUCCUGUCUUGGGUUCACAUCCAAACCCUUUCUUCUUCUCUCCCUCCCAAUGUUCAGCUUCCAUUGUGCCAUUCCCUAGUUAGAACAUUAGCCCACGACACAACCCAAAAAGAAGCGCUCAUAGUCUCAUAUGGAGUACUCUGUUCAAGCAAUCCUCUGCUUCCUCUGCUUCACCACUUGCUGCGCUUUUACCUACGACGAUUCCCACGCAGGGAACUCCCCCGGCGCCGGUUUCGACGGCCUAGAACCCCAAUGGAAGUCCGCCACCGCCACCUACGUCAAACAAUCCGACGGCGGGUCCAUCUCUCUGGGGGGAGCUUGCGGUUACGGCGACGUCUUCCACUGGGUGACCUACGGGAUGUACAGCGCCGGCCUGAGCGCAAUGCUGUUCAAUCGCGGCCGCACCUGCGGCGCGUGCUUCCAAAUCCGGUGCGUCGACCACAUCCUCUGGUGCCGCCAGGGGAGCCCCGCCGUAACCCUAACCGCCACCGACUUCUGCCCGCCGAACUACGCCCUCCCUUCCGACUACGGCGGCUGGUGUAACUUCCCCAAGCAGCACUUCGAGCUCUCCGAGGCCGCCUUCGCCGAGAUCGCCGAGGUCGACAAGGCCGCCGACAUCGUCCCCAUCCAGUACCGGCGGGUGAAGUGCGGGAGCAGAGGCGGCGGGUUGAGGUUCACGGCGAGCGGGAGCCGGCAGUUUUACCAGGUCUUGGUUACCAACGUCGGCGGCGACGGCGAGGUGGUCGGGGUGAAGGUGAAAGGGUCGAGGACCGGGUGGAUUCCGAUGGCGAGGAAUUGGGGCCAGAAUUGGCAGUGCUACGUUGACCUGAUUGGUCAGCCGCUCUCGUUUGAGGUCACUACCAGUGAUGGCAAAACGCUUACCUCAUACAAUGUGGCACCGCCCAGCUGGCUCUUUGGUCAAACUUUUGAAGGGAAGCAAUUCUCUGGUUGAUUUUUUCCUUCUUCUUCUUGUGUUCUUCUGGGUUUGUGAAUUUGACUGGGUGGAGAAGAGUUGCUGCAGAAUGAAUGAAGGUGUUUUUGUGCUGGGUAAUGAACCAUGUUCCAUCUUUACUCGAAUUUCGACGAACUUUCG